Molecule: messenger RNA, 2129 nt
Organism: Peromyscus maniculatus bairdii (prairie deer mouse)
Lineage: Eukaryota; Metazoa; Chordata; Mammalia; Rodentia; Cricetidae
Gene: Cfap100
Product: cilia and flagella associated protein 100
Cellular component (GO): ciliary basal body
Source: RefSeq, a predicted model, not a curated record
AAACGCAGUUCAGGACCAGAAGACUCGAGAACUGCGGACUGAGGCUUCGGAGCGAGCAGGGUGCGCGAGCAGGGUGCGCGCAGCUGGCGAGAAUCUCCUUCAGCUAAGGCCAAGCUUUGCACACCGGUUGGUUCUCAGCCAUGAUGUCCAAGGCACAUUCCUCUUUGUUCCCUGUGAAAAUGGUCACUGACAAAGACAGCCUGGAGUUCAUAAACAGCUCCUCUUCCUUCGUUGAAGACAAAAAGAAAUCUUCAAAGAAAAGCAAAGGGAAUGUGACUAUAUCUGACCCCUCAAGUAACCCUUUCCACAUGUCAGGGGAUGUGGAUUUCUUCUUGUUCAGAGAGCAGGAGCGGGAUAAAGCCAUUGUAGAACGUGAACAAAAAAAGAUGCUGAGGGUGCACCAGAAGAUGACCUACUCAUCCAAGGUGUCCGCCAAGCACAUUAGCCUGCGCCGGGAGCUGCAGCUAGAAGGCGAGAUGGAGGACCAGGAGCUGAUUGCCGAGUCCCGGCAGCUGCAUGCCUUCCGUAACAACACGGCCUGGAAGCUGGCCAUGACCCAAGAAAGGAAGGGGAUACCUGAAACAUUGAAUGACUACUUGGAACAGAAGCGAAACAUGUUCCUCCUGCAGUACGCCCUGUCAAUGAAGCGCAAUGAAAUCCAGCGGCUAGAAAUGCUGGCGACCCGGGAGGAGAACAGGCUGGAGAGGGCGGAGAAGUUCCUGGAGAAGGACGCAACCUUGUUUGACGAAUUCCUCAGGGAGAAUGACCGCAGCUCAGUGCAGGCCAUGAGACUGGCUGAGAAAGAGACCAAGAUCAAGGUGGAGAAGAUCAUUGAGAUCCGGGAACUCACGGCCCAGAUCAUGACCAUCAAAAGUGAAAUCUCCAAAUUCGAAGACACUUUGCAACAUUACAAGAUCUACAAGGAUUUCCUGUACAAGCUGUCACCCAAAGAGUGGUUGGAAGAGCAGGAGGAGAAGCGUCUGGCUCUCAAAAAGGCCAAGGAGCCCGGGGAGUUGGCCAAGGACACCAGCACGGUCGCCUUAUUAGGGGACAAAGGGUCUGGCAUCAAGAGCAAGACAGCCUUGCUGUGGAAAGAGGUUCAGAGCUUGAAGAAGUCCUCAAAACUGAUGCGAUCUGGGCAGGUCCCAUCCAGCACUCAGAGCUUCCCGCGUGUUGGCCAGCCCAGCCAGGCCAGUCAGCCCAGCCUGUACAAUGACCUGGACUCCCGGCUGUCAAGCUCUACGCUGCCAUCACAAGAGGACACUGACAGCGAUGGGGAGGAGCUGGCGCUGUACUUCACUGAGCCCCAGCAGCUCCUGGACGUCUUCACACAGCUAGAGGAACAGAACCUGUCGCUGAUUCAGAACACACAGGAGAUGGAGGAGACCUUGGAUGAUCUGAAUGUCACUCUGAAAAACACCCAGAUCCGCAUGGACAGGGAGGUCAACCUGCUGAAGCAGUGGAUCACCACCAUGAUGAUAUCAAUCUCCAAGGAGGAGGAGUCAGCAGCAGAGCUGCAGCUCAAAGCCCGAGUCUUCCACUUCGGGGAGUAUAAGGGUGACCAGCAGGACAAGCUGCUGGAGAGCCUCAACCUCAAGGUGAUGGACGUGUACCGGAAAUGUGUGGGCACGCACCAGGAGGCCAACCUGGGCACCGUGCAGAUGCUGACCGUGGUGGAGCACCAGCUAGAUGAGCUGCUCGAGAAUCUGGAGCGAAUACCCCAGGUCAAGAUCGAGCAGGCUGAGAAGGCCAAGGAGAGGGAGCGGCGCAUGAGGAUGCGUGAGGAGAAGGCCAGGCUGCAGAAGGAGCUGCAGGAGGAGCGUCUGCAGCGGGCUCGAGCCAGGGCCCAAGCGGAAAUCAAAAAGAAGAGAGGCAGGAGAUUGGUAAGCCGCUCCCGUCCACCAGUCAUCAAAAUAAAGGAGGUAUCUGAGCACGUGGCGAUGGACAAGGACAAGGAGGAGAUGCUCUUCUUCUUCACUUAGCAGCAGAGCUGGCUGAGGGCUCAGGAAGAGGUCAGUAGUUAGUGAAGGCAGGAGCUGUGAGCCUGAUGGGUCCCCAACUCCAUCUUAUGCUCUCCUGUCAGCCUCCUUACAAACAGGAAAUAAAGUCACGUCUCUUGGGUGUCUGAA